Messenger RNA from Acaromyces ingoldii, 6082 nucleotides. RefSeq lists its product as hypothetical. Bases 367 to 6018 code for a protein of 1883 amino acids. Lineage: Eukaryota; Fungi; Basidiomycota; Exobasidiomycetes; Exobasidiales; Cryptobasidiaceae. Gene Ontology annotation, biological process: Golgi to endosome transport. The record is from RefSeq and is a predicted model, not a curated record. The transcript has 4 exons. Gene Ontology annotation, cellular component: endosome; trans-Golgi network.
AUCUGUGCAUGGGCCAAUCCCUUCCUCUUGCCACUGGCUGUGGCGUCAACGGAAGGUGCAGUUGGCCACCUCAAGUGCAACGAAGCUCGGACCGCUCUGUGUGCCGUGCGCCCUUUGGCCUCAUCACCGCUUUGCGUCCUCCAAAUCAAAUUGGGAUCUCAUCGACAACCCAUUCUCGCAGACGGCGAUGUCGGCGAGCUGAGCCUACCGGUACCGUAACACCUACAUCACGUGCAAUUCACAACUUCAGACCAACACUGCUGCACUCGAGCGAACCUCGCGUUCGCCGCUCCACUACCCCAAAGCAGCUCAUUGAACCAAAGCGUGAGGGGCAAAGGAGAGAGUGAGGAGAGAAAGGAGAGGAGAAUGUCGCGACCAAGUUCGUCGAAUGCACCCGGCAGGACGAGCAGCCCGUCCGUCUCGUCGCUCUCCUCCAAUCUCUCUGCCCAUCUCAGCAAGCCCGUUGCCCCGUCGCCCUCUCGCCAGCACGUUGCCUCACUGGGAGUCGAAGGAGACGCAGCAAGCGCUUCGACCCGCCCCGCAGGCUUACCUGGUGUCACAUCCAGCAAUGGCAAGGCGAAGGCGACAGCCGCCGGACCAGAGUCGGUGGCGACGAUCGGGGGAAGCGACCUGUGGAGAAGCAGCGCGGCAAAGAGGGCCGAAAAGGCGUGGGCCAUCCAGGCCGAAAAGACCUUGCAAACCGACCCCAAGUUCAAGAAAUUUGGUGCAACGAUGGAGAGGACGCUCGCGACAUUCGACAGCGUCAGCGAGUGGGCCGACUUUAUCGCCUUUCUCGGCAGGCUUCAGAAAACCCUUCAAGCGUCCCCAAACGUCAAUUCGAUACCGAAGAAGCUCGUCGUUGCGAAGCGGCUCUCUCAAUGCCUCAAUCCCGCCCUACCCUCGGGCGUUCAUCAACGCGCGCUCGAGGUCUACCAGCACAUCCUCACUGCUAUCGGCGUUGAGGGUCUUCGUAGAGAUCUGGCCGUCUGGUCGCCUGGCCUCUUGCCCUUUUUUCAAUUCGCCAGCACCAGCGUAAAGCCCAUCGUUCUCGGCAUCUUCGAGAGGCACUAUCUGCCAUUGGGCGACGAUCUUCGGUCCAUCACAAAGGCACUUUUGCUUGCGCUCCUGCCUGGGCUCGAAGAAGAGAGUGGAGAGUUCUUCGACCGCGUCUUCAAUUUCUUCGCCAAGCUCAGCGAUGCCGUCUCGCCCCCCUUCUUCUACCAGAACGUCUGGCUUGUUUUGAUGGCAUCGCAACCCGUGCGGCUUGCCGCGCUGAACCUUCUUUCGCGCAAGCUACCCAAAGUCAAUGGCGACGACAAUGGUGACAAGGACGUCACACAGAUCGUGGGCAAGGAUCUGGGCCUCCUUGUCCGAGGCUUCUGUGCAGCUCUUGAGGAUGACAACCUGCUUGUCCGGCGAGCAGUGCUCGACUUGCUCAUCACCCAUUUGCGCAUCGACUCACCCACGUUCAAGACCCUUAUUCGCAAAGAGGACCGAGUGCGCCUCGUCAGUGCGUCUUUGGGUGUUGUUCUGAGAAGAGAUCUUAGCCUCAACCGAAGACUCUAUGCCUGGCUCCUCGGACCGACAGAAGACAUCGUCGCUCAGCAAACAUACUUCGAGGCCCAUGCACAAGAUCUCGCAUACAUUGCACUGGAAGAUGAUCUCGAUCGGGGACCACUUAUCAACGUCGUGCCAGAGAAGGUUGAAGCAAUCGCCGGAGAGCGGCAGAAACCAUUCAAGAUCUUUGUCUCGCUUCUGGACAAAUGGACCAUUGGGCAACCCUUAACAGCUAUCCUCAUUCUAGAUGCCUUCGCGGCCUUGCGCAGACAACUGCAAGGGACAGAGUCGCCUUCGGUGGGAGCUGUCGUCGAUGCGAGGGUCAAGGGGGCGGCUACGGAUCUGGGAACGACAGCAAAGAUGCUAUUUGAGGUCGUGGACCCUUUCACGAUGUAUCGGCAGAUCUGGCGGGCCUUGUCCAAAGAGCUAUCAACGGAGCCAUUACAAGAGGAGCAAGGCACAAGCGGAAAUGCUUCGGCAGUGUCGCUGCUUCGCUAUGUCUUCAAGACGUUUCGCGUACACGACGAGGAGAGCCGACAGAUCCACCUUCCAAUUCUGUUCAGCGUACUCGUCGAGCUUUUGUCCAAGCAGCUCGCCGCCUCUUCAGAUAAGCCAAUCUCCGGAGAUACAUUGGCGAAUGCCCUCCAGCUUGCAAGCGAGAUCCUCACCCUCAUCCCGCCCAGCGUCUUUGUCCGUUCUUCCACCGAGGAGGCAGGAGAGGUUGAAGGUGAUUUCGGACAUCAUGCCGCGCACUUCUACGAGUCCAACACGAAUGCUGCAGACGAAGCUGCACGAAGAUACGCCGGCUUUCACAGCCCGGCCACGUUGGAGCGGCUUCUUUGCCUCUCACUUCAGCUGCCUCUCCAAAAGGGUGCUCGUGUCAUCUCGACGGUGCUUGUGGACUCAUUCAGACUGGCAGCUGGUCUUCUCCGUGCUCUGGAUGCCACAGUGGAUUCGAGCGUCACAUCUUCCAUGGGAAUUGGGGAUCCUCGGUCGCAACCGCGAAUACCUUUUUCGCCAUCGGGCCAGUGGGUCACUAGUACCCUCACCAUUCUGGACGAAGCGAAAGCCUUCUAUGAGGUCGAAGCCGCGACGAUGGCGCUCCUCGAACGAGCCAAGUCUCGCGCUAUUGAGACAUCGACACAGCUUCAGGAUAGAAAAGCGGUAAAGAUCGUUGUCUCCAGUCUUUGCGUCUUCAUGCACGCAGACUACGUCGCGUACCACGUCCGGUGCGUCGAGCUCCUCUGGCGACUCAAGAGCAUCAUUGGAGGCCGCUACAUCGAAUCAAUUCUCUGCUCGCGCCUGUGUGCCACCGAAGCAGAGGAGCGAUACGAAGCUCUGGACGUCUUCGGCGUCUUUUGGCGCCACACGGACGAGGACAUGCUCAGUAGCAGUACCAUGGCGGAGCCGCUGCUGCGUGUCUUGGACGGAUUGCAAUCGACCAAUUGGGCUGACAAGGUGGCGUCGGAGAGAUGGCUCAGAACAAAUCUGCGAAGCUACUCUUUCUACGUCGAUCCUCUCUUUGCAACGAUAAUGGUCGAGGCGCGACGGAGACCACACAAAGUUCCUGUAGCAGCUGAUCUGUCGCUCGAGAUGGUGCGUUAUGCGCAGCCAUUCGACCAUGAUCGCGUCAAUUACGCUUUGGGCAGUCUUCUUGCUGUGGCAAGAUUUGGGUCACAGGCCUUUGUCAAGUCUCUGCGCAGCUCCAAGAAGCAGGGCACAACCUACAUGCAAGCGCUCCUUGACACGCUGGUUCUGCACCUCAAGAGCAGCGACGAAGAAGAGGGAUUUGCGCCGAGGCAUGCAGCAACACAUAUCGUCGUUGCCGAUCUCGUUCAUGCAAUUGUAUCUCGAGGAUCACUUGGCGAGCGACAACUCGAUCAGCUGGAGACGGUUCUUCUCGAGAGGAUUCUUGUCGGACUCCACGAAGGUUCAUCGCUGCUCAUACAAAGCAGAAUGUUGAGCACCCUCCACACCGUGAUCAAUGCUCGGGCCUCUCCCUUGCCGGUCACUCCUUCGAACACGCAGCGAAAGUCGCCCGCUCCUGCUAACGCUGAGGCAGCGACGGAGCUCAAUCCGCACCCUCUUCUCUUACGCACGAUCAAAGCUGGUCUCUCCACUAGCGGCAAUCGACAAGCGCUCCAAUACUGGAGCGACUUUAUCCUCGCCACGGCGCCAAUGUACAAGAAGGCGGUCGGCUCGUAUCUUCUCCCUGUCAACGAAUGUGUUUGUGCGCUCGUUCGAGCCGCCGUCGACGACCUCUCCCGGGCGUAUGGACGUGCUGAUCGAGGGAGCAACACUUCCAGUCAGGCGACGGAAGCCGAUCUGUCUUUGCUCCUCGGUAUCAGCGAAAAGGUCUUGGUGCAGAGUCUGGAGAGCCAAGCUGGUGACGAUAUCGUUUCCGAAAAGGUUGAGACGACUCAGAAUUUGGCGGCAAGGAGAUCGCUUCAUCACACGGUCCGCACGCUACACGCUCUCUGGGUCGUGUCAUCGAGGCGGCAGAUGCCCCAUGAGGAUGCGAGGUCCAUGUCGAUGUCGUACGCCUUUCCUAAAAUCAAGUCCAGGAGCCGUCGGUGCCUCGAGAAGCUCUACCGAAAUCAUUCGGGAGAGCUCGUCGAAUCUCUCAUUGACUGUUGGAUCGAGUCGAGCGGCGGUGAAGAUCUCGGAGAGUCGGCCUUCGAGAUUCUCGACACCCUAGCGCCGUCAGCUCAAAUCGUCGUCACAUUCCUGUGCGAUGUCAUCUCCACACGCACAUCGUCAUCAUCCACAGCGAUGUCGGCCACCAACGGCGAAGGCAAACGGAAGGCAGGCUCCGAAGCAAUCGUUAGUGAUAUUGCCCUUUUCGAUUUCUUGGAUGCCUACCUCUCCAGGUUGGACGGCUCUACAGCAGUACAGGUCUGGCCUGUUGUCAUCAUGCUCGUCAAGGACUUUGUCGCGAACAGCACGGGUCACAAGGCCCAGAUGCUCCCGACACUUCGCCUCUUUACGACCAUUGGCGACAAGCUCAGCCAAACAACUUCACUCGAGGACAGACGAACAAAGCGAGAGGUGCACGAUAACUACAUCAGGCUAUGUGACUUCAACAUUCUUAUUGCCGGACGCAGCUUUGACCAGCAAGCUUCAACCAAGUGGAUCGGCGGAGGUAACGCCCAAGCAUCUGACUCCGACUCUGUCGACCAAUCCGAUCUACCGCCUCAUCUUGAAGCCAUCGUUGACUUCUUGGCAAAGAGCGCUCUGCCGGCUCUGCGUCGAUUUGGAGUCGAGACGGACAGAAUCUUGUCUGUGUGCUCCAACGCCGUUUACUAUCUCGUCGCACCUACGAUUCGAGGGUCAGGCAAGGUAGCAUCGCCCCGCCCUCUUGACAUUAAUGCGACAGUGUUGGCUGUACUCGGCGAGAUAUGCAAGUUACCCGGAACGCUCAAGUCCUGGCGGAGUAUCGUCUCAGACACGUUUUUCGACCAACGCUUCUUCCAGCAGAACAUCCAUUCGGGUGCCAAGAACUGGCAACCCGUCGUGUUUGCGCUCUUCAACCAGGAUAAAGAGAGAUUCCUCGAGCUCGUCUCACGCAUUACGGCUGUCUCAACUGGGCCGCAGAUCAACAUUUUCACGAGUCGGGAGAGCGAGAUCCUGGCGAGGGCCCUGACAUUGCGCAGGCUGACGUAUGUGAUCCUAUCAAGCCGUGUACAGGACCAUUUCCUGCCGCAGCUGCCCAGCAUCCAGGAGAAGAUUGUCGAUGUCGUCAGGGCUAGCGAGGCAAGAGAUCUCGUCGCUGGCGAAGUCUACCUGACGAUGAGGGUCCUCCUUGUCCGUUUCAGCCCGCAGCACCUCGCCAGCUUCUGGCCGGUUCUCAUCACGGAGAUGACGAAGCUCUUUGAAUCUGCGCUCGAGAGCCUCCCACAAGAUUCGUCGGACCAUUUGCAGUUGCUUCUCUCGGCUUGCAAGUUCCUCGAUCUUCUCCUGGUCAUGCAAACGGAUGAAUUCCAAAUCCACCACUGGAUCUUUGUGAAUGACACCGUCGACGUCGUCUAUCCGCCCGACGACUGGCUUGGGCCAGAGAGUCUGUUGGAUCGACUGGGCAGCGCCAUCGAGGCAAAAGUCAGUGCGCAGCGACGAGCAGGAGGACCGGGAGGAGGCGCGGGGGCAGGCCCAGCGAGCCCCACGAUACAAAAGCCAGAUGUCAGGAGCAGCUUCGCCUCGACAAAUGGCAUGCUCGUCUUCAGCAAGGAUACCGACCGCGAGAUGCAAGGCGGCAGCAGAGGCGUCAAGCGCCGGCCGAUGCUCCACGGUGUCAAGCGAGUGGAGCGUGUAGAAGAGCUUCGUCCCUUUUUGUCGCAUGUCAGCCUGGCCAUCUACGAGGCCCUAUACGCCACGGCCGGCGGAAGCGUGGCACCGAGUCACCAGGUCGACAUGGACACCGUCGAAGAGGGCCUGCUUCGGGACAUGUUUGAUGGCGAUGACUAAGGAUCGAAACAAUUGUAAUGGUAUUACAGAUGCAGGCCAAUACUUAAGAUACCAGUUAGGUCAG